GUUCGUUUCGGAUGGGUUUUUUUUUCGGUGUGUCUUGUGUUUGGCAAAAAGCUCGUGUUUAUCUCACGGCAGCAUCUACCUGAGCACUGAGGAACUGAUUUUACGACUGAGUUUACCGUCAGAGUGUGUGUGUGUGUGUUAAUGGGCUCCCUCCAUACAGUGCGGAGGGCUCCAAAUCUGGUGAUCCCGACGCGGAAAAUAUUGCGAAAGCGUGCAGCGCAACCGAUGAGCGAGCGAGAAGCAUGGAGGCACGCCGAGUACCCUGGGUGCUCACUCUGGCGCACACGCGGAACCACACGGCGCUACUUUCACUCGGUUCGGGUUUCUCGCUUGUAUGCGUGCAUGACUUCCGCAUGGCAGUGAAAGGGGUUGUGCAAAGCCUCGGCCAGACCGUACACGAAGAAGUCCCCACCGCCAACGGGAAGUUACAGAGCGAGAGAGAGCGAGAGCGAGCGAGCGAUAGAGCUCGGUAGUGCCAUCUGCCCGUGAGGUUUGGACAUCGGCGGCGUCGUCUGCACGCGCGCAAGAGUGAAAGUGAUCGGGCACGGAGAGUGAGAGUGUCUGCGGGGGAAGGAAUGGUUUGCUGGUGAGGGUGCCUGGAUCGGGUUUUUUUUUUUGGCGGGGGAUUCGCGACCAACCCCGAAACCCGAACCCAACCCCUACCGGGUUUUGGGAGCGUGGUGUGGCGUUUGUGAGCCUGACGCUGGGUACGCUGGGCUUACUCUACGUUCCGAGGUCGAUCGUGCGCGAUCGCGUACUGACGUUCCGUGGUUUUGUUGUCCCCGUGCGUUUUGGCCUGUGUGCUGUACCGAGCAGCUGUCCCUGUGUGUGCCGUCCGCCACCGUCGCCGCUUUUGCUGCCGCCAGCCAGUCGUGGCACCCUGCCCAAAAUCAGGGGGACCCGGGAGUCCUGGUUCUUGUACGUUCUAAAGCUGUGAUAAAGUGUCCGCAAGCGGCAGAGUAGUGUGCUAAUCUGCUAGAGUACCUCAGAUCUCCUCAGGGAGGGUGAAGACACAGUCGGGAGCUGUUAGACAUAACGAGUGACGAAUAAUCAUAAAUUCUGGAGUGGUUGGAGAGUAUCUCCAGGCGAACUGGGCAGCUGGGUGAUUGAAGUGAUUGGAUCUCGACACACCAAAACGUCCACAAGUGGCACUACACACCGAGCACACUACCAAGUAUACUAGAACUAGUGUCACUACGCGAAACCCGUCCCGUGGGAAGCUGUUCUAGCUCUGUGUAUGGGUGUACCGAUUCCCGAGACCGUGUUCCCGGUGUUCCCGGCUGGUUCGCGCGCGCACUUACCAACUCGCGUACGUAUCCGAUCAGUGUCUGACUGUACGUCCACUAGUUCGCAAGUUUCGCCACCGGUGUCCGGGCAAGUUUCGUGCGCUUCACGUGCGUGUGCAUCGGCUGCACCCGUGUGCACGAGUGUUAGUCUGUUCUAAGGGGGUUUGUUUUUUUUUUUCGCUGUUGUGCAUUAGAACACACACCGCUGCCGACCAUUCCGCCGCGGCCGGGAUUUGAAUAGAGAGAGCGCAACAAUACAGUGCGAAGAGUGCGACCCGCAACGCAUGGUGUAGCACGUACAAGGUCAGCACCGGCGCGGGCACAUUUGCAUACGCGGCUACAUCUGGGGGUACGGAAGUGACCGCGAGUGUGGCGUGUGGUGGUGGUAGAAACAAAAUAGUACACACCGACGCUACCUGCCUAGCCUGGAAAGCUAGGAACGCUUUGGAGAAGAAGUAGUCAAGCUUGUUCCAGUGCGCGCGGUCGUGUAGUAUACUCUCUUCCACAUCGGAAGCUCUCGGGUGAAUUCUAGCGUUCUAGCUGCUCGACCCGCCCGUUCGCCAGUGUAGCUCGGGACUUCGGAAGUACCGGGAACCCGUUCCUUGGCUGGGUUUCGUGGUGGACAACGGAUUGGAUGAGGUUGGUGGUGUCGCUGUUCCGGCAAGGGAUCUAACAUCCCUUGUGCGUCGUGCUCCGAUGUCUCUGCUCGUGGUGCCGACCGGUCCCGACGUUGCGGUUACACACAACUGCCUACCAUUCGCUGCAUGAUCUGCUGCAUCAGAAUCGUCAACUCGUUACUUGAUUAGCUUUAUCUUCCUUCUUCCCCAUUAUAACCCUAGAAGUAGACCGCCCGCCGCCAUAUUCAGUAUUCACCGGACGACUAGUACUCUAGUUCGUGUUUGUGCAUGUGUCCACGUGAGUGUGUGUGUGUGUUUGUCAGUGAGUGGGUGAUUCGGUUGUAGUCGGCAUCCUCUCGUCUACCGUCUACCGCUAACGAUAGUGCAGUAUAGCGUCAAGCUUACUAAUUAACAUGGCGUGAGUUGGCACGGCAAAGGAAAUAUCAGGAAUUAGACGCGACGUAUGCAAAUACUUAUCAUGAUGCAGUGCUCCGGUGUAUGUUUGCUGUAGUGGAAUCGAAGAAAAUUGUGCCCAAAGUGGAUGUCAGAUCAGUCUCGUUGUGGAAAAGUGUGUUGUGGGUCUGAAGAAAAAGCAAUCGAGAUAAAGCAAGAGCAGUAGUAAUAUCGAGUGUUGACUAACGGAGUGCUAGUGAGUGUCGUUUAUGCAAGAGUGAAUAAUUCUCGGUUUCGUUAAGGAAUACAUGAGUGCGAUCAUCUUUUGAGUGCAAACAAAAAAAUCGCUUCUCAUUUAAAUUACUCGGUUGAAGCGUCGCCCCAAUUCGUAAUUAACAAUGAAUAUGGAAUUUCAACCCCUACCGCCGGUGUCUACUAUGAACAUCGGCCCUCCCACGCCAUCACCAUCGCCCCACAUCCAGAUCCUCUCGAACGGUCCGAACGGUAAUGGUCCGGCCGGUGUUGCCGGUGGCGGUGGACCUGGCGGUGGCCACAACGGUAUGGGACCCGGGAACAAUGGUGUACACAGUCAGCUGCUAGGACCGAUGCCACCGCCCAGCAUCCUGCCGAUCGGUAUGCCACUGCAGCAGGUCGUCCACAAUCUCCAACAUCUCACCAACGUUGGUGGACUUGGCAUGGGCGGCAAUCCACAGCAGCAGCAGCAGCAGCAGCAGCAGCCGCAACACCAACAGCAGCAGCACCAACAGCAGCAACAGACACAUCAAAACUUGCUAACGAGCAACACUCCGGGAGCGAACGGGCUGACCGGUAUCCAUCACGGAGGCACCCAAAACUUACCUCCAACGUCACAGCUACUGCAGGCCAUCCACCAAAAUACCAGCAACAACAAUAACAAUGGAGCGAACAACAAUAACAACAACAACAAUACGAUUAAUCUGAACAACAACAGCAAUAGUAACGGUAACAACAACAACAACUCCAUCACGCAGUACCAGGUGCAGCAGCUGUGGAGACAUCACGCGUAUCUAAACGGUAAAACAAGCAAUAACAAAGAUAUCUGCGGCGAGGACAAACACAAAGAGGAGAACGACCCAUGGAACGUCGAAACACACUCCGCGUUCCUCGGCCCGAACCUGUGGGACAAAACCCUGCCCUAUGACUCUGAUCUCAAAGUGCAUCAGUAUGCUGACCUGGACGAGUUUCUCUCGGAAAAUGGCAUUCCGUACGAUGGAUUACCGAACAGUAAUCUGGGCAACUCGACCAGCCUGACCGGCCAGCGGUCGGACAGCAUCGGCCACUGUGCGGGGCUGUCGCUGUCCGGCCUCGGGCAGGUCACCACCAAACGGGAACGAUCGCCCUCGCCAUCCGAUUGCAUGAGCCCGGAAACGAUGAACCCACCGUCGCCGGCCGAUUCAAUUUUCGAUGUUACAGCGUUCUCGAUGUCGUCCACCCGUGACUUUGAUCCGCGAACGCGCGCCUUCUCCGACGAGGAGCUAAAGCCCCAGCCGAUGAUCAAGAAGUCCCGCAAACAGUUCGUACCGGACGAGAUGAAGGACGACAAGUACUGGGCGCGCCGUCGAAAGAACAAUAUGGCGGCGAAGCGAUCGCGCGAUGCGCGCCGCAUGAAAGAAAACCAAAUCGCGCUCCGUGCUGGUUACCUGGAAAAAGAGAACAUGAACCUACAUCGAGAGGUGGAACAGCUGAAGCAGGAAAACAUGGAGCUGCGCGCCCGGCUGUCCAAAUACCAGGAGGUAUAAUCUUAGCCUAGCCCGAUGCAACAAUCCACGCUACUUCUACUUCUAGUACACAACACUACUGUUACCACUACGACUACUUUUAUUUGCUACUAUUGCUACGACUACUACUACCGCUACUACUAUCGGUCGUGUCGUCCGAAUGUCCGGACAUUGCCGCUUGUACCAUCACCGCUCAUCUGCCACCAUCAGCAAGACGAGCCGGGCACUAUCAGUUAUCGCCAUCGCAUUACACUCUGGUCUACCAAACGUUACCACCGAUCACGCGGCAACAGCAUGCAGCAGCAGCAGCAGCAAGCAUCAGCAUACCAGUAGCAGUGCUGCCUAGUGAAAGGCAGCUGUGCAUCCGCAAUCCUUUCUCCUUUCUUGGUACAAGACAGCAGCACCUAACACAGAACACGGAGGAUUCAUUGGGAGUGGGCAAAAGGGAAAGGAAAGCGGUCUGUGCGGACGAAAUGGGAUCCCUUUUUUUUGGAGGAAAGUCGACGACGAGCAACACACGGUGACUCUCUGCGCUUUAGAGGAGAGCAUAUGGCUACUAUAGUUGUACGUUAUGUUUCGUUCGGUUGUUACUACUAUAGCUACCACGUAGACCGUUUAGGUUGACUAGUUGAACAGUUGAACCGUAGGACUAAUAGACGGCCCGCCGUAAAGCUGGGUUCGAAAGGGAAGAUCUAGACAUCGUAGGACCGAGGACAGUCGAUCGAUUCUUAGAAACACUUCCAUCUUUCGAUGCAGCUUCAGAAGUUAGUGAAUGAUAUUUGAGCGUAAGUCUAGAGCGAAACUGCAGCGUUAGAUAAAUUGUUAUUAUGGAACCAAACAGGAGGCGUAUGUUACAUAAAAUAUGAUUCGAACUCACACUCUCCCCCAUACUCAGAACGAUGGAUAAAUAGCAACAUACGAGAAACCUUCGUUAGGAGAGUAUAAAACAAAUACUUAUUCAAAAAAGGGGAUGAAAAAAAGGGAUAAUUUUGCUUGCGUGCGCGCACUAGAUAACACAAUAAUAGCGCAGAUUAAGCUGUUUGUUUGAGGUUUUAAUUCAAUUCUAUUUUUCUGUUUUUCUUGAGUGCGAUUCACACAGCUAGAGAUAGGGUUUUUUGUUUUGUUGAUUUCUUCCGUGUUUUCAAACUAUUAUGCUUGUGUCACACAAAACAAAAAAAACGGCGAAAAGCGUCGAGAAAGGUGUAGUUUUUAAAUUAAAUGCUGGAUUUGUGCAAUUGAUAGCUUAUACUGGCGCGAAACGGCGCUAAGAGCGGUAAGGAUAAGGUUAAGGAUAGUAGAGCCAGGGGUAGAGAACAACGUGAGCGAAGAGAUCGUUAUUCGAAACAGCCUAGAGUCAAUUGUACCGUAUUGGGUUGUAAGGUUUUCAUGCGGACUUCUCGUUGCUUUAGAUGUUCUUGUUUUGUUUUUCAUGCACACACAAAGGCGUUUUGUUUUACGUGAAGGAAUUGUGCGGCUCGAUUUGUUAAACCACAAGACGCUAGACAAGAAGCAGAGGAUCUAGUGACAGCGCUCCCUGACUCGGUAGCUAAAGCAUCCCUUUUUUCAGCAACAGUUUGUACGCUGUAUGUUGAUAACAAGAACGACGACGACGUAGGGCUGUGAGUUUAUCAAAACAAUUGGACAAACAAGCAAACCAUCAAGACUUAUCACCUGAUAAGGUCCCAUCCCUAUACCCUCAUCGAUUAGAAGCUGAACGGAAAAUACAUUAAACUCCUUACCAGCAAACAAGGAUAAUGGUUGAAUUUAAUGUUUAAAUUCAUACACCUAAGCCUUAGAUAAAUGGUUCGUCCUCGUAUCCGGUAGAGAUAUCCACACGUGGCACAUGGUGCAGCUAACCGAGGUACGGUACGGAGGCUCAUUAAAAAAAAUAUGGAUAUUAAAGGCACUUGCGAGUGUAGACGUUGGACGAAAAGAAGAAUGCCUUUGGAAUUAUCUUCCACCAACCCAUACCGAUCGAUCGGCUGUUUUGAUCGACCGGGCUGUGCCUGGUUGGGCAUGAUCCUAAUGUACAAAGCACAUCGCGAUGCAAACGACGCGAAUCCUUGAAAAUCCUUGUGAAACAUCUUUUGACGGAACUCUUCUGUACUUGCCCUCUACUUUCUCAACUUUCGAUGCUCUUGGAAGUGUCCAGGAAGCAGCUAGAGAAGCCUCUUUCGUCUUGAAAAAAUUGAAGAUCGCUCGACUACUACUAUCCUGUCAAAUCGCCUGACUCAACCACUUUUCCGACCACUCACACCUAUACCCAUCAGCGUGUUCUAGCGUUUGCUGUCCCGUGUUUUCAUCCGUGUGUAACGGGCUGGAAUAGUAUAUCGAUAGAGUAGUUGCAGAGAGAUGCUAUAUGCAGAGAAGCGGGGUGUAGUAGAAUACUGUUGGAUAAUAAUUGUUACCGAGUUAUACAAAACUUACAAUGUCUUUGGUUUCUAGUUAUCGUUAAUGCCCGUGCCCGUUAGUAACGCGGCGAGGGUCCCAUCCGUUUGGUCAUAUGUUUGGUGGUAAGUUAGGAUAGUGGACAGACAAACAGGCAAGCAAGUUAGGGCAACCGGCCGUGUAGUGAGCAUCGUAGUGCUGCAUGCAACAGUAGUCGAAUGCCGGCAGUGUAGGCAGAAGGGAAAGGAAUUAUCUUUAAAACAAAACCCCCCGUUGACAUAAAUGACAAAUUACGAUGAAUAGUAGCGCGUAGUGGAGGCAACCUUUUUCGGCCUUACGCCGGCCUUUUGUACAUACGUUCGAACGUUGAAGUUAUACUGUAACGCAUUAGUAACACUGUGUCUAGCCAGAAAAGCAAAUUCGCUCCGAUAGCCUCCGACAGAAACCAAACAAAGAUUGGCGAUUGUUUUUUUCUCGAACAGGGGAAAUGAGUGCUGCUGCUGUACUGUUCUUGAGUCCGAAUGGCAGGCGCCUCAACCGGCGAUAGCUCGUCUAGGGGUGUCCUCUGUGUCUCUGUGUCCUUUUUUUCUCCUGCUCUACGAUGCAUCCAAUCUGGACCUGCUGACUACUGGUCCGGAGUCGGAGUAAUGCAAGCAAUGAUUAGGCUGUGUGUUUCCCCGUUAAGAUGGAUGGCCGCUUACAACAAAAAAAAAAAAGAAUUCAACGCAGCUUGAUGAGUUACCGUGACCUGUCACCAACAAGAAAGACACACUCGUUAGUAACCGGUAGCCGAAUGAGAUGGAUUCGGUACCGCCAGUGCACCGUAGUAACUGUAGCGUUUCGUUUCUGCUUGAUGAGCGGGUUGAUAUCGCGAUCCUUUAGCCGACCCACCCACUGAUUCGGUACUUGAGGCAGCGCAAUAGUAGUAUAUACAAGGCAAAGCAAAGAGGAUAAAUGGUUCCGGUAGAUUGGGAGUGGAAGUGUAGCGCUGUAAGCCCCGGGAAAUAGGCAGAAGAUGAACAGUUAGUAAAUCACAAAACAAACAUCGUAUGCGAAAGCAAAGCAAAGCAAAAAGAGAGAGAGAAAGAGAAAGAGAAAAAAGAGAAUGAAAAAUUAAACAAAAAAAAAGAAGAGAGAAGAAGAAGGAAAACGAUGAACACGAGAGCAAAAAACAAUUAGUAGUCUGAUGCAAUUGUAGUGAUAGUAACAUUUAGUAAGUGACACAAGGCGAUAAAUAUGUAGUUUGAUAAGUGAACGCGAAACGGAAAAAAGCAAACAAACAAAACAAAGCAAAAGCAAAACUACCAAGUUACAAAGAAUGUUUAAAAAAAAAACAAGCCAGCAAGCAAGCAUAUAAGUAAACAAAACUACAAAAUAAUGGAACGGGAAAGGUUAAGGAAAGGUUGAGGAAAGAAGGUAGAGCAAAAGUAAAGUGCAGUAGAGAAAGUUAAAGUUGGUGUGAUGCUGACCGAAGUCUGUUGAGGGGAUGUUGUGUGUUGUAAAAGAAGAGUUGAAGAUCACAAAUGAAAGGACAAAAUGGCGGUGGUAGGUGCUCUGGAAGACGCUCAGUAAGACGUAAAGUGCCGUUUGUUAAACUUUUUUGCGCACACCUGAGCAAACACCCCCUCCCCCCCCCCGCAUCCCUCGUUCGUCCCCGCCUAACCCCACCCACUAAUUACAUUACACAAAACUGUCCGAUGAGUAGUGAAAAAUAAGAAAAAAAAUAUUAGAGAAAGCUUAUAAAAAAACACACACACAAAAGAAAUCAAACUAGAGUAUAAUAAUUUGGUUGGAAAAUUAGAAGAUUAUGCAGAGCAGGGCAAUAACACAGGGCACGAGCGUUAGUAGCAAGUUACCACCGGACUCUCACACAGCUAUUCUCAGCUCCAGCGCCUACUCUGUCUCAGGACUUUUCGCUCCGUAAUGGUGGUAGUAUGCUGUUUUGCUGUUUGUUCCAUUUGUUUGUUUCUUUUUUGUCUGUUUCCAUGGCAGCUUUUCAUUAUCAACUUUCGGUUUUUUCUUUGUACAUAGUACUCUUGUUUUCUUCCCCUUUGCAAGCAAGCGAUUCUUUUCCGUUUUUUUUGCCUUCCUGUUUUCUCUAUAGUGUUAGUAAUAGUUUUGUUUGAAACCUUGUUGUUGAAUCGUUUUUGUGAUUGAUUCUUGCGGUUUUCUCACUCACUCCCUUCUAUUCGCAACCUUGUUGUAAGGUCUAAUGCUGCCAAGUGCUGCUUACAGUUAAGCGCACCGGGGGGGACAACAUUAGUGCAGACAACAGGCAAACCAAGUUAGUGAAGCACAUCACCACUAAACACAUACACUGCUAGAAAAAGGGAUGAAAUUAGCACACACCCACAUACCUGCGCACCUAGUUAUGACUUCACACCCGGGAAGAUAAGGAAGAUUAUUAGUAAGAAAGUUGUUCGCUGGUAAGGUAAGAAAUAAUCCAAGAAGUUGGUGUAGAAAAGGGGGAAAUCACAAGAGCGAUGAAAGAAAGUCGAGAUGUAGAACAAAACAACAGCAACAACAAAACAAAUCAAACAAAAAAGUGUAGAAAGUAAACAAUAAUCGAACACACACACACCCACACCCUCUAGGUAAGCGUUUUUUUGUCGUUUUGUUUGUUUUUUCGUUUUUUAAUUGUUAUUACUUAUUAGUAGGCAGCUUUACAAUUAAUUAGGAAUGGUUAAAAAGAAAACUUCUUCUACCUUUCUUCUACUACCCCCUCUUUAGUUUAGUUUCUCCCUCCUUUGCUUCUCUAUUAGGUUUGUAAGGCUUUGUUUCCCUUUUUUCUCAGUUUGUUUCCUUCGUUUAAGUUUUUUGGUUUGUUUUUCUCUCACCAGUUUAGGACAUCGUUUCGUUUACACUUCUUAAACGCUUUGGCACCGACGGUUUUUUGACUUUUGAUAAGUUUUUUUGUUAAAUAGUAACACCAAAAAGGUCUCUAUGUCUGGGGUUUGUUUGAAUUUAACAUAUCCCCCCGUUACAUUAUGUUGAAAAGGAAGCGUUAAACAUUGAUAAGGCUAAAUUUAGAACAAAAAAAAACAGUUACCCUUUAGUAUACUUUGUAUUUUCUCUUUUCACUCUUUUCUCUACUUAAUCUUUUACCUCCUUCUUAACUGUCUAAAUCCUUAAUCUUGCUGUCUCUACUUGUACAUGUUGUUAAAUGUAGUCAAUCGUUUGCUUUCCCCCUCUUUUGUUGGUUUUUUGUUUUGUUUUUGUGAAUAUAUGUAUCGGUUUAGUGCUUAGUGCUGUUUUGGUUUCAGUUGUCCUUUCUCUUCUUACAACUCUCUUUUCUUCCUUCUUUAUAUGAUACACACACUUCACCUUUGCUCGUUUGUGUUGGUUUUUUUAUGGUUUGUGGCACGAAAACAAUAGCAGGAAGAAAAUCUUUCUUUCCCAUAAGCAUAGCAAAAAAAUACCCACAAAAUAUUAGAAUGAACUUAAAAAGAAGCUGAGGGAAUAAUUUAUAUAGAAAAUAGCAACAAAAAAUGGCCGCUUGUCAAAACAAAAAACGGAAAACAUACUCACAGAAAAGAAAGCCAGAUAAAAUAGAGGAAGGUUGGCAAAGACAGAGCCGGGUGAGGUAGAGAUAGCGCUAAGGCCAGGCGUGGAAAAUAAGACGAAACUUACGAGCAUUCACCCAUUGUUUCUAAUUUUACUAACCUUUAAGAAAUGUUGUGUUUGUCUACUUUUCCCCUCCCUCCUCGAUUCUACUAUCAUUAUCUAUCUACGAUACGUACAAACACACCCACACACACACACAUUCUAUUUCUCUCUCACUUCGAAACACACACACACGCAUACUGUUGCAUACCUAGAAAGAGUCACUGCAAAGUAAAAAAGAAAGAGCAGAAACAAAACACAACCCAGAAAUGGAAAACUGAUUAAGGGAAAUGGAAAACAAAACAAAACAAAACAAAUAUAUACAAUAAACGGGACGUGAACGCGCGCGCCCUGUUGUCAUCAGUUACGAUUAUAGUUAUUAUAAUUAAUUAUAUUAAUAUUAUUAUUAUUAUUACUUUCUAGUGAAUGAAUAACGGAUUUUUUCUUUUUCUUUUGUCGAAAAGAGAUCAAUAAAACUGUAAGCAUAGUUAAAUGUGAUUUGUUUUACUUUUAGUUGCUGCUGUGUUUGUUUGGUUCGUUCCGGGCCUUUUGUGGGCUUUUGUUGUUUUUGUUACGGAUUAGUUUUGAAGUUUUUCGAAACUUUUUCAGGUAUUUUUGGUAUCGUUCCGAGAGCUUUUAACAGGUUCCCAUACAUAAAUUUUUUUAUGUUUCCCAAAUUAUUUUCAAAUCGGUUUUGUUAUAACUUUUUAUUCGUUUAGAUAGAACUAUCACCUUACUAUGGUUUCAAUUGGUGUUUUUCCCUGCUUGGCCAAACGAUCUCUUACUCUUAGGUCAUGCCUGCCAUUUCUAGCUUGCUAAUGAUGGUGAUGUCGGUCCGGAUGGGAUAUGAACUCCGGUUCUGCCGUAUGAAGACCGGCGCCAUUCUUGCCUCGAUCACCGCCAUUUUGCCACUCCUUUUUGUUUUAUUAUAUUUGAAUUGAGACUAUGGAUAAUCUUGUGUUCCAUGAAUUCUAGAAAUUCGUUUUAGUUGAACUAAAUCUCACAAAUAUUUUGGAAAAAUCAGUAAAAAUGUUUUUUUUUGCUAUCAUCGAGAUGUUUCAAAGACUUAUUUAAUUUUUGAAAAUUAUAAAAAAGAAAUCUCAAACAACUGUGAGAGGAAAAUAAAAAUACAUGAGAAUCCGUCUAAAAACCUGGGAACGAAACCAAAUCAUGGAAAGGUGUCAACUUAGCUUCGAAAUACCCUGUAACCACAUUUUUCAAAACAAAAAAGGAUUUUAUGUACUUCUUUUCAUUUUUCGUUUAACGAUACAUCCUGGCACAGGAUGUUGCCGCCCACGGUAAGGCUGGGCGUCCUCCGAAUCCUAAUACAAUUAUUAAACGGAAUACAGGUAGUACAGACAAAAACAAGUAGUAAAAAAAAAAAAUAUUCUAGUUGUAAAUCCCUAGCUCCAUCUCCUCCCAACCCUUUAACUUAAGCCCCUACCUAAUGAUAGUUCCCCUUUCCACGCGAACACAACACAGAGACUCACCGAACUAUAUACAUCUAGCAAAAAGCACUAACACCCCGUUUUAGUGGAUUAUAUUUAGCGUCUAUAGCAAGUUUAUACAGAAGCAUUAUUAAAUGGUAGUGAAUAGUGUGAUUGUAGUGCGAAGAGCAAACGGUUUACCAGCCGCUUUUCUAGGUGAGCGAAUCCAACAUGCAACAGUAGUCGUUCUUGAUAGCCGGAAGCAGAGCUGGCAUAAUUAGUUUUCCCAAUUCUUCACUCCCUUUUUUGUUUUGCCUACCAUCCUCACGAUAAUAUUGACCGUCCUGAGCAUAAAAACAGAAACAAUAAAGUUACAUCUCUCCAUUGCGAAAACAAAAGGCUCCUGCCCCAAACAUUUCUAUCCUUUACACACACACACACACACACAAGAAGGCGAAUCAAAAUUGGUCCUUUUAAUAGAGAAAUAAAAUAAGUAAACCACAUGUUAAAUCGAUUUUUACUAAGCGCAGCUGCAACUGCUAGUGCUAGCAAAAGAUGGAAGAAAACACCCGGCUCGGGUGCGUUGCUGACAAACAUUACACAACAAUACUUGGUAGUGAAGUUUAAACGAAACCGUAACGCUUACAAUGCAAAAUAAAAUGUUACAGCAAGUAAAAAAAAAAAACAUAACAAACGUUAAGCUGACCGAGUGUCAGUGUGACUUGGGGAAGCUGAUUGAUAAUUGAGUAAAAUAAAGAAAAAUUAGACAAAACAACAAGCAACCAAGGUUUAAUCCACUGACGCUAAAGAAGGUAGCGAACUUGGUAGCUGUAGUGUUAGAAGUUAUAGCAGUAGUAGUAGUAGUAGUGGUAGUAGUAGUAACAGGUAGUUUUUGGCUUUAGUUGUAGUAGUCGAAGGUUAGUAUCUUGAGUAGCAAUUUAACUAGUUUUAGAUUGAUUAGAGCUAAAACAGGAAAGAAUUCUGUAUUGGUUUAUCUUUUACCCGUUUGUUUGGUGAUUUGGUCUUCCGGAACCAUUUGGAGUACAUGUUGAAUAAUGUUGAAUAUAUUUAUAUGUUUGUGUCUUUUUUAUUUAAUUUGGUUGAGAAAGCUGUUCUUUUAUAAUUUUUACUCACUUUUUAAUUUUUUGUAUAAUUUUAUUUAAAGUUUCAUAAAUUAAGAAAACCUAUAUAAUUUUUAUUCGUUUUCAUAUAUUUUCGAAAACAAAAAUCCAUUAUAGAAAAUUGAAAAAUCCAAACUGCAACACGUAAAUUAUAAACCGUAAACCGUGCAGCUAGCGAGACUGAAUCAAACAGUGAAAGUUUGAAGGAAGCAAACGAAACAAAUAAAAUACGAGAAGAAAACAAAAACUGUAAACAUCACAAACAAGUUUAUCCGUUUGUGCCAGGCAUGCAAUACCAGGUGUUAACGUGUGUAAGUGUGUAAGUUCGUUGUUUUCAUGUGACAGUGUGCUUGAUGUCGGAUGCGUUGAAGUGAGCAAAGCAUUGAGCUGGGAAGCUUGUGCGUAAAGAUACAGAACACUAGAACAUAAAACGAUAAAACAGGUCCAGAGAAUUUCAGUUAAUAUUUGCAGAAAAAAAACCAACAAUAGACCGACCGGAUGCAGAGGAAGUAUAUGUAUAGUACAUUAGCCUGCCAAUAAGAGUAUAUUACCAAAACGGAGAACAGGGAACGACUCAACGUGUGCAUCCGUGAGAACGUAAACGGUGUUGUUACUAGGUAUAAUACGGAUAUCAACCAAUCACGCUUGCCGGGUUGGACCUUGCAAUCAAUUCAACAGAGAAAAUCGGUAACCCAUUAAUUCAUCAAACCGACAAAAAAAAUGAAUGUGAAAAUCAGCCUUGCUGCUAAAACGAAAAAAGGCGAAAACAAUUUUAUUUUAUUCUAUUCAUUUACUGGUUUCCGUGGUGGAUAAGUAUUUUGUGCGAGAAUAAUAAGAACUAAAAGUGCCUCAUCAUCAUCAGCAAAAAAAAAAAAACAGUAAAAACAACCGAACAAACAGUUUGUCAACAGUAACUGUACGGAAAGAUCAAAUUAAAGACGGACAAGAAAAAAAAUAUGAAGAAGAGAAAGCAAACAAAAGUAAAACCAUAAAGAUGAGCAACAACUAAACAAGCGCAAAAAUACAGCAAAAAAAGAAGAAAGUAAGCAGAUUACAUAAAUGUUCACAAAAAAACAAAACGAACAAAUCUUAAUAAGAAAACCCCCAAUUAUGAAUUGUUGAACGUAAGCAAAACAGCCGUGUAUAGCGAGAGGAAAUUAAUGUCAAUAAGAACGAAACCAACAAGACAUGGUUAAAACGCAACCAUUAGUUUAGUGUAUUUGUGUGAUUCGUUUCGCGUUUUGCUGUUGCAUCAAAGCUCUACAAAACCUAUCAAAACCUUCAUCUCACUGUACUAGCUGUAAGAUUGAGCUGUAGGGCGCAAGCUGGUUUGAAGAAUUGCUUUGCGGGACGAGAAUAGCAGAAACUUGUUUUAGACUAACAUUUUUGUUUACUAAUUUUCUAACGAUAAUUUCCUUUAAAUGGCAACAAGCUCGUAGAUGUUUGCAUGUUUCUGCUUCCAUCAGCAGUACUAGAAUGUGAAGCUAUAGCGCUAUAAUACUCAGCAUCAUUCAACACACACUAACCUGAUAAAUAGAGUAACGCAUCAAGGCAUAGAAAUUUUAUCUCAGUAACCAUCUGACCGGCAAGGAAACACAGAUGGACGGAAAAGUAUCAUCCAGCACUUUAAAACCACCAACCAACAUAACAUGCAGCUGCAGAGAAGUAUAGCGAACCGUAGCGAAUAUUGAGUAGAGAGCGAAAACCGGCUGGUGUACAUUACAACUGAGCUCAUUGAACAGAGAUAGAAGUUUAUUAGCGUAUAUACAGCGGGUUGAUUAAUCGAUACACAAAACAACAACAACAACGGUGGUACAAUGUUAGGAAUUAACGUAAGUCUAAUACAUAGAGCUAUAAAGUUGCGCGCUUCGAUGCGCUCGUCAUACCACUGACAAAUGCAUCGGGGAGAAUAAGGAAAAAGGAAACACAAGUUUACAAAUCCAAUGCAACAUAUUUUAUGAGUCAUUACAUUAUAUGGCUCCGUUAUUGACGAUGUCCUAGACCUAAAGUGUAGAAACGCUUGUACGCUUAACUUACAAACACACACACACCGACUCAGACACAGGCACAGGUGGUAAGCAAGUGAUGUGCUGUUGCAUAAAAGGAAAAAUGAAAACUCCGAAGAAAAACGGUGAAUUGAAAGAGCAAACUGAUGUCUUGAAGUGAUAAAAACAAGCUAAGGUACCCAACUCACCUAACCCAAAACCCAAGUAGUGAAAACGGAAGCUAAAACCCAGACAGAUCAGAUGCUAGGAGAAGGAGUGUGUUGAAGGUGCGACGAGUACAUGGACGAGCACGACAAGCGACACGAAACCUGAAUUAGAAGAAGUAAAAGUAAAAGGCGUAGCGAAACUGCACAAACCCGGUAAAACGGUAAAGUAACUUAAUCCCAGCAAA
Anopheles stephensi (Asian malaria mosquito) is the source of this 14989-nucleotide messenger RNA. RefSeq names its product thyrotroph embryonic factor (gene Pdp1). Lineage: Eukaryota; Metazoa; Arthropoda; Insecta; Diptera; Culicidae. The transcript has 5 exons. The coding region runs from base 2695 to 4074 and encodes 459 amino acids. Gene Ontology annotation, molecular function: DNA-binding transcription factor activity, RNA polymerase II-specific; RNA polymerase II cis-regulatory region sequence-specific DNA binding. The record is from RefSeq and is a predicted model, not a curated record. Gene Ontology annotation, biological process: regulation of transcription by RNA polymerase II. Gene Ontology annotation, cellular component: nucleus.